UGUUUUCACCUUCCUCCGCAUACUGGAUUGAGAGAUUGGGAACCAAGUCGCGAAAAUAGCUUUGUGGCUUUUUGGCGACCUGGAGAGCUUUGUUGGACUAAAAUUGAGGAUGUUGAAGGUUUUGGUGAACUGUGGGAUGUACAUUGGUUUAAUGGACAGUUUUAUAUGAUCACUACUACCGGAGUUUGGGUUGUUGAUGAUUGUGAACCGCGGUUGAUCAUUCAGAAAAACAAUUAUGGUCCGCGAAAACAGCUAUAUCUAGUCGAAGUAUCAGGUGCAUUAUUACUUGUUUCACAAUUUUGUAAGUAUGAAAAACUGGAUGGAACCAAUGCCGGACUUGAGACGUGUGAAUUUCGAGUAUGGAAACUCGAUUUGAUCAGAAGUAAAGCGAAAGAGAUUAGAAUCUUGGGUGAUAGAGCAAUUUUUCUUGGGGUCAAUGGAUCAAUUUCAGUUGAUGUUUCUAAGUCUAUAGGAGUGAAGCCUAAUCACAUAUAUUUUACGGAUAAUUGGAAAGGAGGAGAUGGCAGAGAUAUGGGAGCUUACAAUCUUGAAGAUGGAAACACUCAAAUCUUUUUAGUGAUAUUUGCCCGCCAACUUGGGUUAUCCCUUCAUUGUGAUAUGAAGAGGGCAUUGCGAAGUUGCACGUACCGCCAUUACAUUCUCUUGCCUUUUAGUAUUAGCCAGUUUUGAAUUCAAUCUUAUUUAAGUAAUUUUUCGUUAUACUUUCUCUGAUGAUUUAGGUCUGUGAUAUUCACUAUGCAAAUACACCUCUUUAAUGUGAUAUUCCUGCCUGCUACUUUCUCCUUAUGUAAUUUUAGUUGUUUGUGUUGCUUCAUCUCUAAUGAAACAGUGAGUCGUUCUUUAAUUGCUAGAGUUUUUCGGGGA
This is a messenger RNA of Capsicum annuum, 885 nucleotides long. RefSeq lists its product as uncharacterized. The record is from RefSeq and is a predicted model, not a curated record. NCBI's taxonomy places the organism in Eukaryota, Viridiplantae, Streptophyta, Magnoliopsida, Solanales, Solanaceae. The transcript has a single exon. The coding region runs from base 166 to 690 and encodes 174 amino acids.